This is a messenger RNA of Rotaria sordida, 933 nucleotides long. Lineage: Eukaryota; Metazoa; Rotifera; Eurotatoria; Philodinida; Philodinidae. The record is from the annotation of a GenBank genome assembly.
AUUGAUCAACCAGUUGGAACAGGUUAUAGUUUUACUAAAAGUGAACAAGGUUAUGUACGUAAUGAAGAUGAAGUAGCUCGUGAUUUAUAUGCAAUGUUAAUACAAUUCUUUCAAUUAUAUAAUGAAUAUAUAAUGUGUCCAUUUUAUGUUACUGGUGAAUCCUAUGGUGGAAAAUAUGUUCCAGCUAUUGUUUAUAAAAUUCAUAUUGAAAAUCCUGAAGCAAAAAUAAAAAUAAAUCUUAAAGGUAUGGCUAUUGGUGAUGGUCUUAUAGAUCCAUAUAAUGAAUGGGAUUAUGGGCCAGUAAUGUAUCAAUUUGGAUUAAUUGAUGAACGUCAACUUGAAUAUGUUAAUUUACAAACAUUAUUAGCACGAAAUGCUAUACGAUUAGAAGAAUAUAGUUUAGCUUAUGAUCUCUUUGGUAAUUUAUUUGAUGAAUUUUAUUCUAAUGCAACUGGUUUAAAUGAUGUUUAUAAUUAUUUAUUAACACAAUUACCAGCUACAUUUGGUUAUUAUGUACCAUGGGUAACAGCAAGUGAAAAUCGUCGUAAAAUUCAUGUUGGAAAUUUAACGUAUAAUGAUGGUACAAGAGUUCAAAUGGGUUUAUCAAAUGAUGUUAUGCAAACAAUCGUCGGAAAAGUUGCUGUUAUUGCUAAUAGUUAUAAAGUACUUAUUUAUAAUGGUCUACUUGAUGUUAUUAUAGCAUCAUCAGUAACAAUGGAUUGGGUCGAUAAACUUCAAUGGCAAUAUGCUGAUCAACUUCGAAGUGCUGAACGAAAAAUUUGGAAAGUUAAAGAUGAUGAUACAGAAGUAGCUGGUUACAUAAAACAAACACAUUCAUUUUAUGUUGCUUGGGUUCGAAAUGCUGGUCAUAUGGUACCAGCUGAUCAACCAAGAGCUGCAUUUGAUCUUAUUGAUCGAUUUAUAUCAGCUUAA